UCUCACAAACACUACCCCAAACACAAACUAUCUCGUUCAACCCUGGACUAGACACAACUCGUUCAAACCACCAGUUCCUAAUCCCAGCCACCACUACUCCGCCGCCGUCAGUGAUUCCAUCGCCGGCGUCGUUUUACACCGUAGCCAGCAAAACACAAAGCGUACAACACAGCCCAAACCUCGAACCACCACCAUCAUCGACCCAACUGCACCAACAGCCGUCGCAGGGUGACUCUGAUCUGCCGGAGCCGCAGCCAGCUCUAGGUGCAUCCACAAUCACAAAUGGCACCAGGUGGUGACACGAACGACGGUGUUUUCCCAACUCCAUCACGGAAGACUCAGCGGUUCACCACCUCCACCGGAACCCUAACAUCACCUUCGCUCCCUUCCUCUUCCAACUCUCCCGGCGGUGACCUUCGUCCGCCGCUGACACUUCCCACACUUCCAUUCGAGCUCAUGGAAGUUAUCCUCUGCAGGCUUCCGGUGAAGUCUCUCUUGCGAUUCCGGUGCGUCUGCAAGUCCUGGAAUCUCCUGAUUUCCGAUCCCAAAUUCGCCAGAAGGCACCUUCGCGAGUUCAACCGCUACAAUCUCAUUGUAAAAUCCAGGAACCAUGUCAACUCUUAUUCACACAGCUCCACCACUUUCAACAACACAAUGAUUCUCAGCUCGACGCGGCUAGAGUACCCUCUCAACCGCGAUAUCCGUAACGAUCUCGUUGGCUCGUGCGAUGGUAUGCUCUGUUUCUGCGCCCCAAAUGGUGCCUGUCUGGUAUGGAACCCUUCUAUUAGGAUAUCUAUAGAAUUGCCACCAUUGGAACAUAUCAAGGUAGAAUCGUUAGGGUUUGGUUACGAUAUUCUCACUGAGACUUACAAGGUGGUAAUAGUUAUUUUUGCUUCGAGCUACCAUGCUCGUGUCGUGGUUCAAACUUUGGGUACCAAUUCUUGGAGAAGUAUUGAGGAUUUUACUGGUCAUUCCUACUUUCAGGAAUUUGGGAAAUUUGUUAGUGGAACAAUUAACUGGUUGGCAGGUUCGUGGUCUGCCAAUAAUUGGUCUAACCUGUUUAUUAAUUCUCUUGAUUUGGUGAAGGAGUCAUGGUCUAAACUUUGCCUGCCUGAUGUAUACGACCCCACAUUGGGAGUGUUGAGAGAUUGCUUGUGUGUCCUUUAUGAAAAGCAAUUUUUUUGGGAUGUUUGGGUCAUGAAGGAGCAUGGAAAUAAUGAGUCAUGGACAAGAUUGUUCAAUAUUCCUAUUCCUGUUCACAAUGGGGGUCUUGGUUAUGUUCCGCGUAACCACUCACGUAAUAUUUCUGAGGAUGAUGAAGGAAUAAUGCUGCAAUCGCUGCCUUCCUUUACUAAUUUAGUUGUUUAUAAGGAAUAUGGCUUCAAUGAUGAUAUUUUUACGAUUUUUUGUAUUGGAAACAACCAAGCUAGGAUGCUCCCAGAGAUCUACCAUGAGCCAGUGGUCUGCGCGGAGAGUUUGAUAUCACCAUGUUUUCAAUAUUAGAUGUAGGUUUUAUAUGCCACUUGUGCAUUAGGUUCUUGAAGAAUCCAUAAGUUGCAUGGAUGUUUGUUAAUUAAUACUCGAUGUAAUAUAUUGCAAGUAUUUGGGUUUCAUAGAACUUUCAUGUAAGACCUCUUUGGAUGUUGGACACUUACGUAAGGCCUCUUUUAAGAGCUUAUCUAGUUCUCUACAAACCGUGUCUGUUUGUCUCCAUCUUAACCUAAUUUGGUUUCAUGGAAUGGCGUUGUUUCUGGGUUCAGUAAUACUGGUUCACUUGCUGAGGCGGUGAAGUUGUUUCAAAUGGUGUUAUCAGAGGGGUUUUUGUUGAUGGGUCUACUGUUUCUCGUGUUCCUCCUGCUAUAGGGAACUUGGAGGAUGUGGUGAUGGGUGCGCAGGUUCAUGGAAAUGUGAUCAAGCAAGGUUGAAAUCGAACAAUUUUGCGGAAGAAUCCAGCUAUCUCGACAUUGUUUUGGUAAAAUGUCAGCCCCAAAUUUGGUUUCUUGGAUUGCAAUUAUGAGUGGAUAUGCAAUUUAGGUGCUUCAUAUAAUGCUGCUAAGUGGCCAAAAGCCUGACUCUUCAUAAUGUUCCAUUUUAGCUUCGACGCCAGCCCUCUCCUGUUAACCCAUUUUGAGUUGGAGAGUUAAUGUUGACUGUUCUGUUCCUUUGACACGGGCCCUCCUCUGUCCUUUUCAAGGCCUAAUAUGCUUUGAUCAGCAUGAUUGUGGAUACAGGUAUGAGGAAGAAUUCGUAGAAUCAUAUACCGAAUUGCCAAACCACCUGAUUUCUGGCUUUCUCCAACAAUCAUUUCAUGGCUAAUAGAUUAUGUAGGUUGCUUUGAGUAGAUUUUUCUUUACAAAAGAAAAGUAAACUAUGUCCAUGUAAAUGGCAGAUACCUGAUUUAACAUCAGUUUAUUAAUUCAAAGAUAUGUUAAAUUGAAGCUGUCUUCACAGCCUCAAAAUCCUCCA
Lotus japonicus is the source of this 2466-nucleotide messenger RNA. RefSeq names its product F-box/kelch-repeat protein At3g23880-like. The coding region runs from base 283 to 1503 and encodes 406 amino acids. Gene Ontology annotation, molecular function: protein binding. NCBI's taxonomy places the organism in Eukaryota, Viridiplantae, Streptophyta, Magnoliopsida, Fabales, Fabaceae. The transcript has a single exon. The record is from RefSeq and is a predicted model, not a curated record.